UUUGGUUUUGCGUUUGGUUUCUUAUGAAAGCCAAGUUAUUCCCUCCUCUUAUUCUUCUUCGCCCAAGGAACACAUUGGUUCAAUGGAGAACAACAUGUCUUCUUCUAGUUCAUGGAGUCCAGAUAGCUCUAUCAGUCUCCACCAAUCUCUUUGGCUUCAGACAACUUUAUCAGAAAUGGACAAGAAGAUGAAGGCCAUGCUGACGCUUUUGGAAGAAGAUAAUUCUUCAUCCAAAAUAGUUGAGAUUCAGUGCACAAGAAAAUCAGAACUCAUACGAAUGCUUGAAGAUUUCAACAGGUCUUACCGUUCACUGGCAGAACAGCAUGAUCAGUUGAGGUGUAAAUCACAUUAUGUCCUUCGUUCAGGGUCUUCAUCUUCAUCUUCUAACUCCAGAAAAAUCAGACAAAUCAGUGACAACCAGAAAAGAGUGGCAGAAAGCUUCAAUGAUCCUAAACUGGCAGCAUUUGAUUCCCACUCUGAUUCUAUUAUCGGAGAUCCAGAUGCUGAAUGUGAUAUUGCUAAUUUUGAUUUUGACAUUGAAUACCUGAACAGGCUAGCAGACGAAUUGUUGUCAACUGAACAACGCAAGAUGAAUCUGGAAACAAAAAUUAUAUUUGAAGACAAAGAAAUGGAUCAAGAAACCACAGAGUCCUCCAACAAAGAAGAGAUCAAGAUGAAUGCCUCUGAAUUGGGUCGAGCUACAACUAGAGAUUUUGCAACGGAUAUUUAUAGAUGGGAGAAUACAUGGCCUGAGAUAAAAAUUCAAGUCACAAAGCUAAUGGUGGAGAAUCUGCAGCAGAAGGCUGAGUUGCUAAAAAGAAAUCAACAAAAGAGAAAAACCAUUAAUCGGCUCAGGGAAGAAAUUGAACGUUUAAAGAACGAGAACCGGACCCUCCAGAAUUAUACCAAGUUCUCAAAAGUUGAAUUGAAGCGUAGCCAAUCACAGAUGUCAAGAUUAAGUGAAUCAAUUUUCAGUAAGUUUUUCAAGGUAGGUUGCUCAUGAUUUGGCAAUCUUCACUUUUAUGAAUUAAUAAUUGAGAAGAGCAAGCCCCAUCUCAAAAGAUUUGUAGUCCGAACAAGUUCUUCUGAGAAAGAUCUUCAUGAAACUAUGCAUCAUC
Messenger RNA from Pistacia vera, 1118 nucleotides. RefSeq names its product protein NETWORKED 3A-like. Gene Ontology annotation, molecular function: actin binding. Bases 83 to 1003 code for a protein of 306 amino acids. The transcript has 2 exons. Lineage: Eukaryota; Viridiplantae; Streptophyta; Magnoliopsida; Sapindales; Anacardiaceae. The record is from RefSeq and is a predicted model, not a curated record.